AUGUCUCGGUGGGAAAAUUCCUGUGCGGUGCCCGCCACUUCCCCUUGGCUGCCUCAGCCCCAAAAUGCAACAAGGGCCUCUUUGGGCACCUUCCUGAGCCCUCCUCCGGCCCCCAGCCAGUUCCUGCCCCCGCAUCUGUUUCCUGCCCCCCUCGGAGCUCUGGACGCCAGCCUGGGCAUCCUGGGGGAAUCGGCUCCACAGGACGGAGGAGCCCAGGGCCAGGACCCAGGCUCCCCUCUCUCUCACUCUGUGCCCGCCGUGACCCUUCUGCCUCCUCACGCCUUGCCAGGGGCCCAGAGUCAAAGUGCAUCCUUGGGGCCGAUGGCGGCGGCAGCAGCAGCAGCAGCGGGCCUGAGCCCGGAGUCCCCUUCCCAGCAGCAGCCCCACCCACCCUGCCCGAAGUCAGCCCCGGGCCCUGGCACCCUGGGGGACCCCCACUUUGGGACCAGAGAGGCUGCCUCCCAGGGGCUGCUGGGUAAACGCCGGAGACUGGCCGAAGGGGGCUGGAGUGCCUCCCCUGCUGGCCCCUCCCCCUUGGCCCUCCCCGAUGCCCUGGCGCAGCCACCUCCGGUGACCCUCGAGUCCCUUCACCGUUCGCUGGAAGACUUGCGCAUCUCUGUCCUCCGCAACCUUGGGGCUGUUCAUAGGCAGAUGGAGGCCCUGGAGAAGAGGAUCCACACGCUGGAGCGCUGGCGGGCAGAGACGGAGGGGCGCCAGCAGCUGCCACCACCGUAGCUGAUGGCCGGGCUCCCUUCCUCCCCUUGUACAGACGCCCUGUUCUAAGGACGGUUCCGCCUUUGCUUCCCUUUGUAUU
This is a messenger RNA of Pseudonaja textilis, 814 nucleotides long. NCBI's taxonomy places the organism in Eukaryota, Metazoa, Chordata, Lepidosauria, Squamata, Elapidae. The record is from RefSeq and is a predicted model, not a curated record.